AUGCUAUCUGACACUUUGCCAAAAUUCCUUCUGGCGGACAAGACCCGAAGGCAUGCUCUUUUCAGCGAUCUUGCAAAGAUCAUGCUCACCGUUAACCAGAAACCAUUCUCACGUAUUAGAUCUUUGACAUUGGAUGAUGAUGGCUUGAUUCAUUUUAAAAGUCGCCCCUUAACUCUGCGUCUUCAAACUUUCGAAAAUGAAGGCAUCCCUACUAUACCAAGGGACUCUACGUAUCAGUGCGCGGAGCCUUACAUCUUGGAUCUGUUGCACUGUCAUGACAACCGCCUCCACCAUCAGCCGAAUGCUAUUCAUGAUCUUGACGACGGCCAGGAACAGCUUGCUGCUUUGACUAUGAUGCGAAGUCUCUUGCCUCAAUUCAUUUCUCGUCAAUAUCGCGACGGCCCAUUUCUGCUCACACUUACUGAUCUCUAUCCAAGCAAUAUCUUUGUGGAUGAAGAUUGGCAUAUUACGUGUUUGAUAGACUUGGAAUGGGCAUGCACGUUCCCUAUUGAGCUACAGACACCGCCCUACUGGUUAACUGGUCGACCUAUCGAUGAUAUUGAGCAUGGAGAACAUCUCCAAAAUUUCCAAUCUGUCAUUUCUGAAUUCAUAGAGGCGUUCAAACAGCAGGAAAAAGCCGUCUGCACGCUUGUCACUUCACAAGCUGAGAUCAUGAGAAAAUGCUGGGAAAGAGGAAGUUUCUGGUAUUUUCAAGCUGUCCAUAGCCCUAAGGGCCUUCUCCGAGUGUUCAAUGAGCAUAUCCAGCGAAUUUUCUGUGAAGAGCACUGCACCCAGCGAAUUUUUGAUCGGACGGUGAGCCCUUAUUGGUCCGUGGACGCAGGGAAUUUCAUUCAAGCAAAGGUGGACGAAGAUUCGGACUACAAAGAUCGGUUGAGGAUUCGUUUUGCCGAGAUUGGUCAUUGA
Penicillium daleae is the source of this 924-nucleotide messenger RNA. RefSeq lists its product as uncharacterized. Bases 1 to 924 code for a protein of 307 amino acids. The transcript has a single exon. NCBI's taxonomy places the organism in Eukaryota, Fungi, Ascomycota, Eurotiomycetes, Eurotiales, Aspergillaceae. The record is from RefSeq and is a predicted model, not a curated record.